CAGGAUCAAUUUCGCAUUAUACAAACAGGAAAGACGUAAGCCGCACACAUUCUUAACGAUUCGUCCUCAUCCUGUCUUUUCUGUUUAUGUCGCGAUGCUUAUACAAGUUUAUGAAGUUAAAAUUUGGGCAUUCUGCGAAUCUCAGGUCUUUUCUGUUUGUUCUGCCCCUAAAUAUACAUUAUAUUCAUACUUAGUGCAUUCAUUCGCAGAGCAAUACACGAAAAAACAGAUGGCGCUGUGAUAAAGUAUACUAUAGUAUACACACAUAAUAUAUUUACUUUAACAUUUUUUAAUCGUAGCGGAAGUUGGCUGGAGCUAUUUUUAUAUUUAUAGCGCAAUCUUUGCAAAUGUUUAAAUGUUGAUGAAUUCUCAAGGUACGACUUACCUGAAUUAAAUGAAGUCAGCGCCAUCUGUGCUUGCUACAUGAUAAAACUAUGUUUAAACGCAGUUUGGCAUUCGCUUGGAAGCGUUAUUCAAGUACAAGUUUUACAAUAGAAAAUAUGAAAUAAUGUACGUAUUUAAAGACACACUAUUUUUUUUUUAACUUAACUACCACUUACUUUCACCCAUUGUUGUAAGUUGUGAUUUGUGCAUUUUAUUACAGUGGGCGUAAGUAUUAUAGGAUGAAAUAAAACACAAGACAUUUUCACAUUUAAUACAUCAACAUCAAAAAUAUUUUCUAAAAACCUUACGUUAACUAUGUCUAAACUCCAACAACAAUUUAGUAAAACGGAACGCAACAAAACGCGCUGGUGAUAAUGAAGUAAAUACUAAAAGCAACUCUAUGUUGUAGAGCAAAGGUUUACACUGCCAACACGAAUUAUGGCCUUCGAAAACAUAAAAAAAAUGCUAAAGCUAUGAUGCAGAUUAUACGUAAAAGGUUAUUUUAUAAUGUUAGCAAUAAUUUUAUCGUGUAGACAGAUAAUUUCCGGUCAAAACUAAUACUUGAAGGUUAAUGCAACCAAAACUUUACCCGUAAAUGGAUUUUACGAAGUUCUUAAGUAACUAUUUUGAGUUCAUGUAAGUUAGUAAAGUUUUGUUCAACUUGUGAUUAACUUGUGUUUUGUGUUGUAACAACUUUAAAACUUUAAAAUAUUGUUCGUUACAUGCUCCCGAGUGUUUAAUUGUCGUGAAUUACAAUAACAUUUGCAUAAACACAUGUUAAGUUGUUAGUGAUAUUACAUGACGUAAUUGCGGCAAAUUCAAGUGUUGUAACAAAAGUUAAUUCUCUACUAUGACUCAUGGUCGGGAUAACAAUGAUUUCUGUUGUUCUAACAUGAACUUGUGUUAUUAUUACUUCACAUAUUUGUUGCAAGAUGUGACCUUAUCUGUUCUAUGAUACUCCACCAGGUGCGAUACCCGAAAAUAUAUUUCAAAACCAAACGAAAGUAAAUCCAACGAAAUCUGCAAAUAACAAGAAAACCUGAAGGCUCGUGAAAAUGUCAGAAAACAAUAAAAAACGUGCUGGUAGCUUUCGGAAACUGUUUCCAAAUCUAUUCUUUUCUCAUAAGUCGAAAGACAAAAAUGCUAAUAAAGAAACUCAGUCUAAUACGAAAAGUAGUACAGAAUCUUCUAAAGGCAAUCAGUAUCAUAAUCCGCGCUCGAUAAGAUCAGAUAAAGGUGCACCGGAAUCAGGAGAUAGCGAGCGAAUAUAUGAAAAUUUAACAACACGGCGUCCUCAAAAUGAUAAUGAAACGUUAAGCAAUGAAAUAUCGAGCCACCACUCGUCUAGCAGUACACUUGUAUCGGAGAGUACGAAAAACAAAUCGAUCGAUACUAACGAAGCCUCUGAAGCUGAAAGUAUAGCAUAUACUAAUUACGCAGCCAGGCCACAAGUACCACCUAAGCCGUACAACGAAAUGUCACAUUCUCCACACACGUCGAGUCGAAAUAAUCAAUUAAACGAUUUUGAUAAAACACAAUAUCCUGACGUUUACUAUCAUUCAUUGGAGAAACUGAAUGAUAAAAUAUCACCGCUCGAUGAAAUUGAAAUUUAUAGAGCGUCACAAGCGCAGGCUAAUCCGGCGUCAGUUGGUGCUGAAAUCAAACGUGUGAGUACUAAAUUCUUAAUUUCUCCUAAAAAAGAAGCAGAGGUACGCACCAUUCAACCGACGAGAGCUCGUAGUUUGUCCUUCGACAAUAACAAAGCGAGAGAGGAUGAAGAGAACAAAAAGGUUCGUUAUUACAACAAGAGAGAAGAAAAUAUUAGGAAACCUUACAACUAUUCCGCUCCCACUUCACCAAUGCCAAUUAGCCACAAAAUACCAAACAUGCCGAAAACAGUGUCACCAUAUGAGCACGUUAGAAAAACAAUGAUAGAGACUGAGGAAAAACGCAAUUCAUUGAGCAGAAGUAGUCUACGUAACAAAUCUACGCCGUCACCGAGAGCCGACUACAGUCAACGAUUAACUCCUACUCCUCAGGAUAAUUCGAAGCAGGAUUCUAAAGACAAAGAAAAAACCAGGCAGAAAGUUGAAGCGUUUUACUGGCAAAAACUGAAAGAACUAAAACAGAAGGAAGACGAAUAUCUGAUCAAACAGUCUUUGAAUUCUUCUCUAUCAAGUCCUGUACGCCUGAAACCUGCUUAUAACUCAAACUGCAGUUCUCCUAAUUCUUUCUCCUACAGGAUGGAUUCUAGGAGUGGCAGUUUACCUCGCGGUCAGGAUUUAAAAUCUUCUAUGAAUCAGCCAAUUUACGCUUCAGGUCCAUUCGCUCGAGGCGCACCCGAACGACGAACAGACACAUUUAUUAAGAGACGGAUUAUAGUUGAUGAUCCAGAAAUAAUUUAUCGUCAUCCAGAAAAACUGAUUUCGAGGACCGCUUCUCCUGACUUGCAUGAUCUUAAGUUAAGAAACUAUUACCGGGGUACUAUACCUCAACAAAAUAGUGGUAUAGGGAUGUCAAAACGCGUUAGUUUCGAAGAAAAGUACGGAAAAACUUCUAACAGUGUUUUAUUAAGUGCUCGUGAAUUAAAAGUCAAUGAGAACAAAAUGCAAAACAGGCAGACCGAGUUAAAUGUGAACCCUCAUAAAGUCAGUGAAUUACAAUCGCGAGUGCCUCCCCGACCUCCUGUCCGAACCACAAGUGUCGGUGGAACUGGGAAAAAUAUCAAACUUGGAAAUAAUAAGAAGAUUAUUCAUUUUCCCGGCGCUGUUCAUUCGCUUUGCUCAGAGUCGGAGAGUGGAUCGGAAGCCGGUGAAAUACAGAGGAUAUUGAAAACCAACGCCCAGAAAGAAGAAGACUGGCACUGCGAUGGAUCACGUAUGGAUGGAGGGUUAUCAGACGGAGAAGCGAGCCGAGGUUCGUCGCGCGGGCGCAGCUCCCGGCGCGACGAUCCGCGUCGCCACACGCUCGCCGGCAAUCACCUGUAUGUCCACCCUCACCACCCCAGCCAGAUCAGCAUUGAUAUGGAGCCAUACGGUCCAGCGCGCGUGCCUAUGAAUACUCCCGAGUAUGCCACCAUCAACAAGGCUCGCGAUCAGAAACCCACCAGAAUCCUUGAUCCGAGAAUGAAGAAGCCUCCCUUGCCCCGCUACCCGCCGCCCUCAAACAACUUGCUGUUCGACGAUGACCCGGGCAUCAUGUCCGAGGUCGAGACCGCCUCGACUGGCUUCAGGCGAGGCGGCAAGCAGCGCUCUUCGCUGCCAGUGGUGCGCACGCCUAGCAAGACCUUGGAGAGGCCGCUGGGCCUGGUGUUUUUGCAGUACCGGAACGAAACGAAGCGAGCAUUGUUACCCAACGAAAUCACCGCUAUAGACACAGUGAAGGCACUAUUUGUAAGGAGUUUUCCCAAGCAACUAACAAUGCAGUAUAUGGACAGUCCUAUGGUCAAAAUAUAUAUUCACGACUCUUCAAAAGAUAUGUUCUACGAACUCGAAGAUGACAGGGCUCAUCUCCGGGACAUACGAGACCGUUCUGUCCUUCGUCUGUUCGAGGCGACGGACAUCGGCGGCGGCGCCUUCCCCGGCGCUGUGGGCGUCGGCUCCGUCGCCAUGCCAGCUGGAGCUGCCUCUUGUUCCGGACCAUCCAGCUGGGAUCAGGACCAGAGUUACUUCAGCGAGCCCGAGAUAGACUCGGAGUACCAUCACCAGCACGUGCACAAGUCCAAGGUGAAAGCCCCUGCUUACUACAUCGGAGGUCAGGCUCCGAGCACCCUGCCUCGCGGUGGUAGCAUUCUCCGUGCAUUCUCGCCCGCCGCUCCGCCAGUGCCCGCCGACCGCGUCAAGCCGCACCCCGCCUCAGGUCAUGCCGAAGGUUACAUGUCGUCCCCGGAGCGCGGAGCAGCCAGGGCCCCUUACGAAGAUCCUUACUAUACCCAGUAUCUGGGACCCGGUGGCGCAAGGCAGAACCUUGGUUCCUCGAUCGACGAGGAGGCCAGCGAUGGCGUGAUGAUUGAUGAGGCGUACCAGAUGUAUGGGGUGAAUGCCAUCACCACUGCUCCUCGCCCCAUGCCUCGCCCGGCUUACGAUGCCAGGCCCCAAGUGGAUGAUAUGCAACGCCUCCGUGUUGAGAAGAUGGAACGGCAACUUGCCAAUUUGACGGGGCUCGUGCAGAAAGCUUUGCAGGUCCCGAGCCAGCCACCGGCUCCGGCUGUCGCUCCGCGCCAGGAGUACCAGACUUACCAAGCUCGGCCUCCGGCACAGGAUGCGGCGCGUUUUACCAGCAACGAGAGACCUCCUAAGUUAGGGAGAGAUAAAUUUCAGAAAUCUGUCUCAUUUGAGAAAUCGGUAUCAUUUAGCGAUGACCCACCAGAUAUGAGCUCGCCUAAACAACACUCGCCGCAACACGCAGCCGAUACCAAACCAACCAAACCGGCAAUCAAAUCAUCAACUUUGCCGAGGACGUCGUCUCAAGAGCGAGACCGCCUCAAGCCUGCUCCUCCCCCGAAACCGGCCGGGCUCGUCGGCCAGCAACUGGCUCUGGUCCCUCAGAAGACCUACACUAUCAACGUUACUCCCGACUUCUUCAGCCAGCUGCGCGUGCUGCAGAAGCAGAGCCGUGAUUUGAGGAUUGAGACCCGCAAUCUGCGUCGCUCGACCCUCACUCACGCUAUUCAGAUGAGGCAGCUGAUGGCUGAAACCAUUGUCAAAAUUGGUGCCCUCGCUGCCAGCUUCUGCGAACUCGAUCCUGAUUCUCAACUUACUCGCGAAGAAGAGAUUUACCGCCAGGACAUGCUGCUCCUAGAGAAUGAUCUGUACGAGCUUGAAGCCACUGUGGAACGUCUUCGUGGUCAAGCCGCUAAUAGGGAGACUCGCGUCAACAUGGCCGAUAUUGAGCGCAUUGCCAUGGUGCUGUCGAAGAGCAGCAAGACUGUCGCUGACUGGAAGCUGAAGUUCCCGAUACUGCAGGAGACCAUGAAAGCCAAGCUGGCUGCUGAGAUGGAGAAGGUGGUGCGCAAGGAGAAGAUGCUGGAAGAAGAACCGGAGCGCCUCGAGCUAGCUCUGCGCCGCUGCAAGAAACUGACUGGAACUCUUGUAACUCUGAAACGUCUUGCUUGCGUUCAGGAACAGCGUCUGCCGCUGACCGACGGCCGCGUGUCGCCUGUCUCCUCCCAGAGCUCCACUUUCACCGCUGGACCGUCUUCUGAGGAGUGCGCUUCUGACAGCACUUGCCACAAUACUCAGGCCAACAAGGGCACCGGCGGCGUCGGGCGAGGCAGUGCGGGCCGGGGAGCGGACGUGCGGCCAGAAAACGCCCUCGAUGCACUACUAGACGAGCUGCAGACGUUCGCGAAGCCGGCGGAGCGGAGCGGCGCGCGCGGCGAGGGCCCGCUGCGGCGCCUGCACUCGUACCCCAGCGGCAGCGACACCGACGCCUCCCCGCCGGUGCGCGCGCGCGGCCAGCACCCGCCCAAGCCGCCCGUGCCCGAGCGCCACCCCGAGCUGCUGGCGCUGGCGGCGCGCCGCGCGCCCCCGCCCCCGCCGCCGCGCACCACCUCGCGCUCGCCGCUCGCUUCGCCAACCUCGCCCGCCUCCCCUCCUCGCGACCCCGACCCCAGCCUCCCACAUGCUUCCGAUCCCCCCUCCGACGAUGACAAGGCCUCGAACCGACAGACCCUACUCGAGCAGCGCCACCAGGAGCUCCUCAAGAAACAAAAGGCGCUGCAGGAGCAGUACGCCCGGCUCCAGAUGAUCCAGCGGAGCGGUCCCGCGCUGCCGCCCAACGCGCAGCUCGACCUCAAGAAGACCGGCAGCGAGUCCAACUUGCUGAGCAAGAUGAACCUGAACCUGGCGCCGGCCACCGUGACCGGCAGCAUGACGCACCUGGCCGGCGACGAGCGCCACGCCGCGGCCGGCGCGGACAACGCGGCCUCCCAGCCCGAAGCCGUGCCCACUACUAAUAAGGUUUACGAGACUGACAUACUGUGACCUUGUAAUCGAUGCUUCAUAUCUGUCUAAUUUGUAAUAUUGUUCGUAUCAUUUACAGUAAAGGCACUAAACAUCUCGUUACUCCCACAUUUGUAGUUGUAAGUAUUUUAUUGUAAUAGUAUUUUAAUAUGUUACAUUUAUAAUUGAGUAAGUUUAUUAAGUUUUUUUACUCGUUUGGUCAAUUUGACAUUGAGUUAGUCCCUUACAUGCGAACUCCAAACCCCGCACCAGCUCCCAACAAAUGACGAUAAAGCCAGUCUAACGGAAUCCGAUCUGCACUAACUUAAUACAUAUAAUUAUCUAAAUGUGUGUCAAAACAAAAACAAAAUUACAAAAAAAAAUCCCAUACCUACAUGUUAUCUUAUAGUCAGUAAUAUUGUAAUCAUUAGAAUGGAUGUCUUACCCUACAGUUGCCAUUUAGACUCAUGCCGUGUGUCUCUCUUGCCCUGCUGUCUGCUCCAUGAAGUUCCAGUGGUAGCGUUUUCUAAGUAUUAUAUCUACCUACUUAUUAGCCCAUUUAUGUGUAUAUAGAAUCACUUUUAGACAUAACUGUACCUCCUAACCUAGAUCCUAAACUUUCUUACUAUCUAUACCUACUUACCUACUAUAAUGAUUUACAACUAAGAUACUUUUUAAUACCUGCAGAGUGCCAAAAUUCUUUUCUAUCCGAACCUUGUAGUCACUUAACUUUGGAAGUAAGCAACGAUGUAUAGGAUUAUGUCGUCAUACGAGUCUUUACAUUAUUUGCUCUAAAUGCUUCCUCGAAGCGAGUUUCAUACAACGAACUGAAGUUGUUCUGCUGACAACUCACACAAGCAUAUUUCCUUCUUCUAUUAAAUUAUAAAUGAACUAUUUAAUAUUUUUGACGGCUCGUGAUCUAAAAUUAUUAUUUUCGGAAAAUAUUAAUCGACUGUGAUAAGAAAAAGUUACCUAAUUAAAAUGCAUAAGAAUUGAUUGCUAUAAACAAAUACAAACCGUCGCUACUAGGUAUCUUAUUGGACGUUUACGUUCUGUCAGCCUGACAAACCUCUACACUUUAGUAGCCCCGACUCUACAUAUUAUGUAACUCUAGAAUAUUUCUGGUUAUGUGUACUCGCAUUGUCUGUCCGUCAUUAAUAUUAACUAUAGUUAUUCAGACAUAAUUCACUAAUGCUAAAUUGUAAAUGUGGUCAAAUUGAUGAAAUAUUGAAAUAAACGAGUGAUAUUGUUGUAAAAAAUUAUUCGUUAAAAUAUCCUUAUUUUUAGACUCGAAAUAUAUCUACAUUAGAAAAAUGUAUCUUAUAGUCUAGAUCAUUAGUAAUACAUUACUAUGUAUAUGUUAAACCAACUAAAUGUUUGCGCUUUUCCAAUGUUCGUUGCAAAUCACACAAAUUACUAAGAAAAAUUCGAUUAUUCUGCACAAUUUGAGCACUUAGGACUUAAUUUAUGCAAAAAAAAAACAAUUUUAAAAGAGACUAAAUAAAAUAAAUUUAUUUCUGAUCUACUUUUAUUUUAUACAGUAUUGUUUUAUGCUUUUUUGAGCUUUACUCGAUGUCAUUUUAUGACAGCAUUAUCUACAUAGUAAAUGUGUACUUAGAUGAAUUAUAUUUUCACAUAAAAACUACAAAAAAAAUGUAUUAGUCGUGUUUCCUCCGUGUCGCUACAUGUUCGAUGGACCUACUCUCGUACAUUAAGGAAUUGUUUAUUGUUUUCCUGAUUUUACAUUCCUCUUAUUGUAUUUAUCUCCAAGAUUGUUCUUACCUACGUGUUGUUCAUUUCUAUAUGACGUAUGAUAUGUAUGUUUAUUUGUCUAAUUGUGCCAAACAGCGCUUUUUGUAUAUAUUUAUGUUUAUUUCUUUACUUUAUAAUGAUAUUAUUAUAGUAUUAAUAGUUAUUUGUAAUCGCGCAAGAAAAACGAAAAUAAUGUUUUCUAUAAGUAACUGUUUAUUAAUUUGGAAA
Trichoplusia ni (cabbage looper) is the source of this 8306-nucleotide messenger RNA. Its product is annotated as coiled-coil domain-containing protein AGAP005037. Gene Ontology annotation, cellular component: cytoplasm. Lineage: Eukaryota; Metazoa; Arthropoda; Insecta; Lepidoptera; Noctuidae. Bases 1440 to 6368 code for a protein of 1642 amino acids. The record is from RefSeq and is a predicted model, not a curated record. The transcript is spliced from 23 exons.